UUCAGCUGGCUUGGUGUUGCGUUGCGUUGCGUCGCGACGCUUCGCGAAAUCGCGAGUGCCAACGCGAGUUAUUCUCUCCCCUUUCCUCUCUCUCUCUCUCUUUUUCACUCUCUAUCUCUCUCUCUCUCUCUCUCUCUCAGUAUACACACACACACUCUCUCUCAGUUUCUCUCUCUCUCUCUGUCUUCCUUUCUCCCUUUCCAUUUGCUGAUCCACCCUCUUUCCCGUUAUCCAACGCGGUCGCCCUUCUGCGAAAGCAUCGCCACCUCCGACUCUGAAAACUCGGAGCAACAGGACAUGCGAUUGCGCGUCCUGUAGGAAAUAUCCCGCGAAAAAUUUUUCGUACAAAGAAGGGUGAUCAGACGGUGAUGUAACUAGGCUGGAUGGUUAUCAUCGUGUGUUGAUCAUACGUUGUUUCGUGUCCGGACUCAACGGGAUAGGGGUGCGGUGCACCGUCUUCACAACUGUCGCGACAAGAAAACGCGAAGAGAGUGACAAAAGUUUGUAGUCGGGAUAAAAUAUUCUCGAUUCAGGAUUGUUUCCAUUGGUACAAUUGAUAAAAAGUUCAAUCGUUGCAUACAUAUUAUCACUGUAUACAAUUAUGGAAAUUAAUUAUUAAAUAAAAAAAUCAAGCGUGUAACAAGAGAACAAAAAAACUGAAGAUAAGAAAAAAAAUUGGUGGGAAAGAGAAACUGUGGUAUUGUGUUUCAAGAGGAACAGACAUAUAUAAAAGAAGAAAAAAAAGAAGAAAAGGAAAAAUAAGGAGGAGAAGAAGAAGGAAAAGAAGGGAAAACGAAACAAUUAAGGAAGAGGAGGAAAAAAGUUGAUAGACUCGUAUGGAAUCGAGCAUCAACAUUGGCAACACGUUUUCAAGUGCUGUGUGUAACUCUAUUUUUCUGGUGAUGCGUGAUCGAACGACUUGCUUGCCCCGAUCAACGGAGGCUGCUAUUACUUCUGUUACUACUCUCGGCGGUCUCAUGAGUGAGCUGACACGAAGAAGAUUGUCGGAUGAUCUUGAUGGUGGAAUAAUGAGCAUGGAUCCUGACUCCUUUGGUUUAUCAUGAAAACUACAUGCAACGAUUUAAACUAGUAGACUCGUCAGUCACGACGAAACGCGAUUUUGCAGAGAAGCUAAAAGCGUCGUUCCACGUUGGACCGCGGAAUAAAAGAGGUUCGCUAUUUGCUACUGUUGCUGCUGCCGUUGUUGCUGCAACUGCUGCCGCCGAGUCCGCUUAUUGCUCAACUCGUCUACCGGAAUCGAGCGAGGAUUCUCAUGCACGCCGUGAACUUGCGAGGUAUCCCACAGUCGAGAGGAGAGAAGGAGCAUGACGUAGUCGUCGGCGAGGGGGGCCCUUGGGAUGCUCCAGACUUCCGGCUAGGGUCGUCAUAUGGAGGGGCAGGACGUAACCACCGCGGACGGCAAUCUGUUUCGAAACUUUACAAGUUCCAUCGUCGCCAGCCGCGAUACCGACGAUUUUUUCCGGGGCUUUCCCGGCAAGAAUUCGCCUUACACCACUGCUCAGGCAAUACUCAUCGCCUUAGUGCUUGGCAGCAUCAUCGUCGGCACUGUGAUCGGGAACAUCUUGGUGUGCGUCGCGGUAUUCCUUGUUAGAAAGCUACGUAAGCCUUGUAACUACCUGCUGGUCAGCUUGGCGGUCAGUGAUCUUUGCGUAGCCCUUUUGGUGAUGCCGAUGGCGUUGCUGUACGAGAUAUCAGGCAACUGGUCCUUCGGCUGGAUUAUGUGUGAUCUCUGGGUCAGCUUCGACGUGCUCAGUUGCACCGCCAGUAUUCUCAAUCUCUGCAUGAUAUCUGUGGACAGGUACUGGGCGAUCACAAAGCCGCUGAAAUACGGAGUGAAGAGGACGCCACGCCGGAUGAUCGUCUACGUCAGUCUUGUUUGGCUAGGAGCGGCCUGCAUCAGUCUACCGCCUUUACUAAUAAUGGGAAACGAGCACUCGUACUCUGAGACCACCGGCGCUUCGCAUUGCGUGGUUUGCCAAAACUUUUUCUAUCAGAUUUACGCUACCCUCGGCAGUUUUUACUUACCACUCAUCGUCAUGAUUCAGGUAUACUGCAAAAUAUUUUGCGCUGCGCGCAGGAUAGUUCUGGACGAGAUAAGAGCGCAGCUUCACCUGGAGGUGCACUGCCAUCUCGAUAUGGAGCCGGCGGCCGCUUCGCAUCCGACGCCUGCUGUCAUGAGCCAUCAAUUAAAUUCUGAUAUACAGACAAAUCGGAGCAGUCCUUCGGUGAAACAACACAGAAGUUCCAGCGCAUCCACUACGAUGAGAUCGGAGGUACGCACCGACACACAGGAUAAUUUAACAGUGUGCAGCGGCCAUGCGGUACGAUGCUUCGCCGGCGGGCCGCGCAAGAGCAACGAGUCGCAGUGCCCGAUGCUGCAAAAGGUGGAACGGCCGAUUCUAUCGACAACGACGACGCCAUCGAUGAUGACGGCGUCAACGCGACAAACCACGACGAUCGUGCGUAACCACUUGAACAGCACAUGCAGCGUCACAAAUUCACCGCAUCAGAAGAAGCUGCGCUUCAAUCUCGCGAAGGAGAGGAAGGCUAGCACGACUCUGGGUAUCAUCAUGAGCGCCUUCAUCAUCUGCUGGCUACCAUUUUUCGUGCUGGCACUAGUACGGCCGUUCCUUAGUGAUCCGGAUGCGAUUCCUGCCUUCAUUACAAGUCUCUUUCUUUGGCUCGGCUAUUGCAAUAGUCUGCUGAAUCCAAUAAUCUAUGCCACCCUAAAUCGCGACUUCCGCAAGCCAUUCCGCGAGAUUCUUUAUUUCCGUUGCGGCACCCUUAACCACAUGAUGCGCGAGGAGUUUUACCAGAGCCAAUACGGCGAUCCGGUCAAUAAUUACGAGAUUAAAGCUGGCGAGAGUGCGGAGAGUGCAGACCGUUUCGACGAUCAUCACGAAGGCAUCGUCGAGUCGAUGGAUGUCGCCGGUGCUGGCGCCGGCACCUGCGGGACCGGCACUCCAAACGAGAGUUUCCUGUGAUCCGAGAGGAGACGUUCCUCGAGGACGAUUGUCGAGGACCGUCGCGGUAAUAUUCGACGGAGACCGCCAUCAUCGUGCUGCAUCGAACAACUUCACGUAGCGCCUAAUGAGAUCCUUCUGUGAUUCUCCGGUGAAUUAGAACGUUUCUCUAUUUCCAUACAUCUUCACACAAUCGACGAUGAUUGUCGCGGUGAGAAUAAUCGUUCUAAUGCAGAACACACACCAGUUUUGCAGACCACAAAUUUUCUUGCAGAACGCGUUUCUAGGACUAUUGUCCGAUGAAUGGUUUCUUGAACGUUUGUGAUCUUAAUAAACCAACAGAGUAAACUAACCGAAAAGCAUUGCAGCCUCGAUCAAUCGUUUCGCUAAAUUCAAGGUGGUGAUGUAAUUAGAACGCAGAAAAUAAAAGUGGAAUGAGCGUCCACAUAUGUACUCGUCUUAGAGGAAACGAGAUAAAGGUUAUUCGCGUUGUAAAGUCACCGCUUGUUUUAUGUUGUUGAUGGUUUACCAGUUUUGUACUUUUAACGCUAGUCAUUCGUCGUAAGGAAAACAACUAUUUAUUCUCAAUUUGUCCGAGACGUACGAUCGAUCCACUCAGGACACAUAGUCACAUUAGCAGAAAGGAUCGUUGCGAUCGUUGAAUUUGACGAACUCGUGGGAAUAAGUUAUAAUGAGAAAUUGAGUUUGUUAUAUUUCAAGGAAGAAGAUAACCGAUACGCAACGGACUUGAAUCAUCAUCGGAAACGCGUUCUCGCGAAACAACAAAGAUUUAUGAUGCAAAAAACGUCGCGGUCGAGAGUAAGUAAAUCAAAAUCGGUUGCAAUAAUCCCAUAUAAAUUCCAAGAAACAUAUCGAAAUUUGUAACAAAAACCAAACUAUUUGCGCGUAUCAUGAUUAUAAUUAAUACAAUUAUAUUUGCAUGGGCGCAACUGACGUGCAAUCUGCAGAGCUAAAGCUAACGAUCCAAUAAACCAGUACUGACGCAGUUGAUUGACUCGCACAAACGUCGCGCAAUCUUGAUGGACAAACGACCGUACAAACAACAGUCGUUGCACAGGACAAUCAGACGAAUGAAACGUGUUUCCCGCAAUUCCGGAUUUUAUUCUCCACGGAGACGCCAACGAGACGAUGAGAUUGAAUUUUCUACAUUGUCAUCGCACUGUGACGUCGAUAACCGAAGCGCUCGAACUUGAACGUGAUUAGAACAAAAUGAGAACAAAAGAGAGAAAGAUUUUAUGCGCUGUACAGAGUGCUCGAUAAAUAGUAAUGGAAUCGAAGAAAAGAUAAUCCCCUCCUCCCCCUCGUAAAAAUAUAAAUCCGAAAAUACAAAAGAAAUUGUUGUACAGUGAUAAUAUCUGAUAAUUGUCAUAUCAACUGCCGUACGAACUCUGUAAGUAUGGUAUGAACUCUAUAGGUUUCAAGAAAGAUAUCUCUACAAUCCGUUGACAAUCUGCUGCCAACGUGGUAUAUGUUGCUGGAUGUAGAGGUGAUGCUUUAUCUGCAUAUGAUACAUGUUUUAGGAUAUAAUAAUAAUCAGAUACUCUGUAUGAGAAACUUUAUUCCCGAAAAAAAUCUAUUUUCUUGAAAACAAAGUAUCGUAUAAAAAAAAGUUUUUAAAAAAUCACUUCUUAUCGACUUCGUCGAUAUACUAUAAUUUAUUGAGCAUUUUGUGUAUUGCACGUAACUAUAUAUCAUCAUCCAGCGAGAUGGAAUACAGCAAAGAAUUGCUUGCUUAAAACUUUACUCACACUGAUAGUACGAGAAAAAAUGUGUGUUUUUUUUACGAGAAGCUUACAGCCAUUUUAUAAUCAAUUUAACUGCGCUAGAUUAAAGAAAGUGAGAAAAAGGAAUAAAAUUGCACUUUAUCUUACACACUCUGAGGUCAGCCGCACAAAAUUACUAAUGGAACUCGAUUCCUACUUUGUAUGCAACGUUACUAAAAAGGAGAAUGUAUUUUUUCGCAUUUUAUAGAAAGAGAAUAAAAAUAUAUCAACGAUUAUAAACUGUUUUUAUAGUGCGAUACACAUUGUGUCUCAUAAUAAUUGCCUAGAUAGUAUAAUAUUCCUGGACCAAAAUAGGGAGCAACAUGUUUCUUUUUGUAAAGAUUUAGCAUAUUAAUGCACCGUCAUAAUGUAUAAUUUUUUUUUUUAAUUAUUAAUAUUAUUUUUAUAUGUUUUCUUCUCAAAAGAUUCUUGUUGCUCACUUAAGAGCAACAAUUAAAUAGACAACAUUAAAAAAUAAAAUAGGACAAUACGUUUUAAUUUCAAAUCGGUUAAGUACAAUCAAGCAAAUAAGAUCAGAUGAGAAGGUGAGAAGAUUUUUAAAUCAAAGAAAGUACUUUAGUUUGCAACAGAUAAAUUUUGCUUAAAAAUGCGAACCAUGUGACUUUUUACUUGUGGUAACAAAUUUCUAUUUGUCUCUGCAACAUGAUAAUUUUCGUCGCGCAAAUAUUCAAGCCAUGUUCUCAUACGAUAAACCAUACGCGACGGGGCGGAGGGCAGAUUCCUUCGAAAACAUUGAUCCAAGUUAUGCAGAGCGACACGAGGUGCCGAAGCACACCGUUCGAGAUGCAUUAUAUGAAGUACGAGGUAUCUCGCAGAAGCAUGCACCGUAACCAAUAAAUGCAAGGAACGCGCACGCGUGUGUGUAUGUGUGUUUGAAUGGAUGUGUGGAUGGAUGGCAGCUCUUGCCUCGAUAUCGCUUAGAGGGCAUUGCGUGCGAGAACGGCAGCAAUGAAAUUUGCAAGACAUUAGGCGCAGUUGGAGCUAGUUUGAUUUUGAUUGGAGUCAAAUCAACAUAGAAUCAACGCAAAAUCUCAGGUUGAACGUCUCGAGCUUGACUUUUACGAGCCAAGUCAAGCCGAGUCGGCUCAUGAUCGUGUGGCACGCGAAUACACAUCGUGAUAAUCGCCAGUGCGCCAGAUUACCGAGAUAAGCCAAAGCCAAUACCGAUACUGGGAAAAUAAUUGUCAAAAUAAAAGAUGGUUAAUAAAUAUUUUGAUUUCCGUAAUUGAUAAGAAAGAAAAGAAUAUUUUGGUUUGAAAUAGUAUUCGAGAUAGUAAUUAUUUAAUUUUUAUAGACAAUCUGUAUAUAAUUCACACAUCAUAUAAAUAAAUUUAAGUUUUCAAAUAGUCAUUAAAAAAUAAGAAUUUUUCUUUUAUUAAUAAAAUACUGUUUUAAAUUAAACAGUUUGUUAGUGGAAUAUAAAUAAUGUAAGGCCGACCAUUUGUGAUGUGCAAUGUCUUACAAAUUUUGUCCAUACAUGCUGCCGGCUUCUUCUAUGACAAAACGGAAUUGUCUUUUACUAUUGGUGUCGUUAUAAAAUAAACUUGGAUUAAUAUAAUCAGAGCUCACAGAAAGCCACAAUAACAGUUCUCAAAAAGUAGAUAACAUUAGUUGAACAAUAUAAAAUGAGAGUCAUCCCCUAUUUUUAUUCAUAACGUCGAUCUCAUAGCCGUAUAAUAAAUAUUUCCUUUCAAGAAUGCAUAUAAAUAUUAAAUAUUAUUUACACAUUGUAUACUGUCAGACGAAAUAUUUAAUUGCAUAUGAUAUUUUUCUACAACUACAUUCUUUCACUAAAUAUUUCUAUUAAGAAAAUGCUGGAAUGGUUAUUAAACCUACUUGAUGAGAAAGAGCUCAAAGAAAUGAAAAAUAUCGAUAACUAAAAUCAAUACGACAAAAAAAGGAAAAGAUGAUGUGCUGACACUUGUCUAAUUAAUCUAGUGCUCUGCUUUAUCUUGCCGUUAGUGGAAAAUUCACAUACAUGUAACAAUUUUUUAUUUUCACUCCUUGUUUAAAGCAAUUGAUACUAAACGAUAAUGUUACAUCAGAUUUAGAUUAGGAUCCGUUUAAAGCGCGUAAAGAAAGAUUGUGAUGGGCCUAUACGGCGCUUCGAAGCGUUUGCAGCGUCAAAUAGAGUUCUGUGUCCUUAGUCUAACUUCAAUCUAAAUUCAUGUAAAUCAAUAAGAUGAUAAUUGAUUUACAUUGAAAUUCAGACUGAACGUAAUCUUAUCGUUUUGUAUAUAUCAUUUUAAAUAGGAUUAUACUUUAACUACAGACUUCAAAAUUUGAUUCUUAAAGUGCCACAUAAUAUUCUUAUAUAUCAUCUACGUGACAGGAAAAUCUGAAUACAUAAAUUGCAGAACUUUUGUAUGUAAAGUAAAUAUUGUCAUGAGAGUUAAUUUAGCUCUAGACGCUAUAUUGAAUUGAUCAAAUAAUUUUGAUUCCGUUAUAAAUUGAACCUUGCUACUGUUUAUUAACACAUUUACGUUUUUUUCUUAAUAGCUUUUGUAAUUGUAUGCAAGUAAUACAUAGAAUAAUAUGCAAAAAGAAAGUGAAAUUUGAUUAGUAAUGUAGACGAUUCUAACAUAUUCUCAAAAACUAUUUCGAUGUUUUUCCUGCAAAUACUGAUAUCGUAGAGGGUGAGAAAAAAAAACAAAAAUAAUUUUACGAAACAAAACAUGGUUAAUAAAAAUAUCGUUUGUCUUUUUGCAGGAAAAUCCUAACCUUUUCAGAUUGAUGUAUGUAUGUGUACUCGAUUACUAAACGGUGGCUACACAUUUUUUAGUGUGUGCACAAUGAAGUUACAGUGCUUCUGUCACAAUUGAGAGAUACUGCUGAUUACACGUUACACGUAAUCAGUUAGUAAAGAGAUAUACUUAAAUCUUCAAAGUCGAAGUUUGUAAUAUAAAUUAUGAAAGAAUAACAGUAUAUUUCAAUGUUAUAUUAAUCAAAUUUAUUUUUACAGCCUAUACUGUCACUUCGAUUCCUUCGCAUAACCGAUUACAGCGCGAACGCGUCAGCAUUGUAUCUUAAUCAGGAGACAAUCAAGAGCACUGCACUUCAUUCGGAAAAAUAUGUAGCCACCGUUUAGUAACCGAGUGUAAAUACGCUCGACAGCGUUACGAAAAACGUGUAUGCCUGUUAUAUCACUCGCUAUAUUAUACGCAGCAAUAUUUCGCUAAAUAUAUAUAUAAAAAAACAUAUAAUUAUAUAAAUAUAAGUAUAUCGCGCGUAUUUGGUGCUAAAACAAAAAAUCUUUCCAACUAACGGCAAUAGAUACCUACUUAAACAAAGAGAUAACUUUAAUCGUAAAGAAAAAAGCCAUGUACCAAACGUGAUAACAUGUUAUACAUUUCAUAUAUUUGUUUAUACAUGCGCAUAUAAAUUACGCGCCAUUUUUUCUGACGUAAGAACUUAUCACUAGCUAGACAAUCUUACAUGUUUCCUAAACGACCUAUAUUUGUAUGUUAAAUCAAAAAUAUGUUAAAAUAUUUGAAUGUAUUGGAGAAACUGUUGGGACUGUCAUAAUUGAAGAAUCUGCGUGUUGGUAGAGCUCAACACACCAAAUUUUUCAACAAUCUAAAGACUCUGCGCCUUUAUAUUAUUGUACACUAUUAAAUUUAUUUUGGAAUCUGACACACAUUUAACAGAAAACAGAAAUGCAGAAAUAAGUGAAGGAGAGCGAAUAGAAUAAAUUUUUGCAGUAUACAAAAUGUUCCUCAUACCGCAUUGCUCGUUACAUUUUUGGACCAAAAAAAGAAAACAUGUGUGGAUAAGCGCGGCGUAAGUACAUCGAGCGAAAAGGCUUAAUACGCUUAAGGAAUCGAUCAAUAAAAAGCAAAAGUAAAUAUGUGCUUACAUGUUUUUUACGUGAAGCACAUGUUGUGUGUCAUGCAUGCGAAAAAAAAUUUAUUUAUUCAUUAAAACGAAAUGUUCGACGUACAUAAUCCAUUAUGUCGUGGCAACAUUGUCUGGCCGAAAAAAAGCAUGUGUCGUACAAUCAGCGAAAGCGUUACAAUAAAGAGAAUUGAAAGUAUAACGCAGAUAUGGAAAUAAGACGAUACUUUUUUCGUUCGAAAACUCGAUAUAUUGCUAAGAUGUCACACUAUAUACACAUCCACCCACACAUCCCCGUCCCACACACACACACACACAUAGAGAGAGAGAGAGAGAGAGAGAGAGAACGAAGGGGGAAAUGGAGAGAGAGUAACGAGGUACAAUGCAACAUCAUCGAUGUCGUCAUAGCCAAUUCGAUGUUUAAGAAUAAAUGUAUAGGUACAUAUGUUGUGAAUGACAGAAUGAGGGUCUACUAAGACCAAAUGUUCUCUUACGAGUUCUAUUCUCGAUAACGACUUAACUUAUUAAUAAACUUUACUCAGAAAAAAUAAUCGUAGACCACUUUUUGUGGUACACGCAAUAUUGUUUGUGGUAUUGUAAUCCAAAAAACACAACGUUACAUGUAACGUACAAGUUAGUUGUAAUUUCCUACUCAACAAUGUAACUGUUAUAUAACAUGUAUGUUAUAUAACAGUUACAUCGUUGAAUAGGAAAUUAUAAUUAACAUAUACGUUACAUAUAACGUUGUGUUCACUGAGAAUAUUGAUAAAAAAGUUAUAUUUUAGUGUCGCUUUCGAGAGUAGAAACGAAUCUUAAAAAAAUAUAAAGGUCCGUAUUCAUAUCUCCAUCUAGUGCCAGAUCUAUGUAGUUCUAAAUAGGUAUGCAAUUCUUUAAUCAUUUAAUUUUCUUUAAUCAUUAAGACGAAGCAUUUAAUAUUAGAUGAGUAAUAAAGGACGUUCUAAAUUUCUAACACGUCGACUGGAUGUCUUCCAAAUAUCUAAAUUACUUCGAAAACAACAAAUAAAUUCACAGGAUAUUUGUACACAGAAUCUUGAAGAUUUAGGGAUGUUUCAAAAGUUCAGAUAUUUCGUUUAAAUUGAGAACAAAAAUUUGAAAUGACUUUUAGGCGUAAAAAGUUUCAAAAAAGUUAGAGCACUUUUUAAACAUCUUGUAGCAGUUUUUUGUCGUCUACAUCGCUGUAGCUACUUAUAUACAUAACAAAUACGGUUCUUACUUAUUAUAUGUUUGCGAAAUUGGAAUUACAUAGUAUAUCAGAAACAUAUUAAAAUACUGUUUAGCGCUGAGAAUACGGACCGAUGUGUAAUUCAUUACGGGGUAUUACGUAACUUAGAAACUCACCUUGUAGCAAGUCAAAAUUUUUUAGUAAACUUUCUAUAAAUGCAAACAUAGCAAAGACUGGAGCAAAUUACUACACUUUUUAUUUUCUCUUCUUUAACAAUUUAUUAAAAUUUAUUUAUGAUAUAUCCCGUGAAAAAAUUUUCAAAAUUUCCGAAAAGUCUUUUUAUAUCAUAUAACAAUAUAUCUUAUCCUCAAACUUCUAAUAUUUUUUGCUAAUUGCAAAUAUUUCAAGAAUUCUGUGACAAUUAGCUCUGUGUGGGCUAACAUUAUUACAAUGUUUUCACGACCAUAUCGUAUCUUUUUUAUAGUACUAUUAAAAUAACCCUUUGUUAUUUUAAAGAUAUAACUAAUUCUAUUCGAUAAUCCCCUCAUAGCACAAGAUUUUAAAGGGAUAUCUUGGGGACUUGUGUGGACAUUUAGAAGUCCUCGGAAUAUUUUUAAGAUAUUCUGAGGAUUUAUGCGGACAUUUAGUAAUCCUCUGGAUGUCUUUGAGACAUCUUUUAAAUCUUUUAAAUGUGGGUCAGCUCCGCUCUUUUCUAUUCAUGCAAGACGUCCCGAAAAAUUCAUUGAAUAUUAUACUUCAACUGUUCACACACAAAACUUACAGAAUUUAUAUUAAAUUUUUGAUACUGGAAUGAUUUUGUCACUUUUGCUUUAAAAAAACAAUAGACGUAUGAUAUUGAGAUAAACAAUUUCUUAGUUUAUGACACAAACAGAAAUAAAAAAGAAAAAGAGGAGAAAGAAGACAGUACCUUGCGCGUAACAAUCGAUUACUUCCUUAGAUAGACAAACUACCGAAUAAAUCGUUAAUGAUAAGUGUAACACUUUCUGGCACAACGCAAUUAUCUUCUCUGUACAUAGUAGUUCGUAAACUUUUUAUGUAUGACCUUAAAAUUUCAAGUCGUGCUAGUAUAUAGUCACGAACCAAAAUGAACAGGUGAAGAGACAAACAAAUAUUCUAAAAUAAAUCUUAUGGUGACUGAGUAUGAAAAAUCACCUGGUAUUUAAUUUUAUUUGUUCAAAUUUAAUAUCAUCCAAAUACCUUUGCUUCCUAACCAUUCAUAUGUUACUGCAAUAGUAUUGUGUUACUGUAAUAGUACGCUAACCCAGAUAGCCAAGCCUGCAAAAGUCAGGUUUUGCUAAGUGUGUGCUGUAUACUAUGCUAUAACAUAAUUUUAGCAGUAACGAAGUAUGAUCUGCUAUGUCAGAUAGUGCAUAACAAAAAUCUAACAACAUCUGCGUCAUGAUAUGAUGGUAAAAAUAUUGCAAAAAUGAGGCACGAUAUAUCAGCAGAAUAGGAACAAAAUUUUAAUUUAUUGAGUAUAGACAUGAUUUUUCGACAUGAAGCAACAUAAAAACGAACAGAGAAUGACGUCAUAUCAUGCGAAUAGAAAUAGAAAUCAA
This is a messenger RNA of Odontomachus brunneus, 11386 nucleotides long. RefSeq names its product 5-hydroxytryptamine receptor 1-like (gene 5-HT7). Gene Ontology annotation, biological process: adenylate cyclase-activating adrenergic receptor signaling pathway. Bases 1389 to 3005 code for a protein of 538 amino acids. The record is from RefSeq and is a predicted model, not a curated record. Lineage: Eukaryota; Metazoa; Arthropoda; Insecta; Hymenoptera; Formicidae. Gene Ontology annotation, cellular component: plasma membrane. The transcript is spliced from 7 exons. Gene Ontology annotation, molecular function: G protein-coupled acetylcholine receptor activity.